Funneliformis caledonium is the source of this 2444-nucleotide messenger RNA. NCBI's taxonomy places the organism in Eukaryota, Fungi, Glomeromycota, Glomeromycetes, Glomerales, Glomeraceae. The record is from the annotation of a GenBank genome assembly.
UUGUAUCGUAUGUUGCUGGAACAUCAACGCUUCGUCAAUACGAAAUUGCUGAGCAGGUUGCCAGUGCAGGUUUAUGGAAGAUUUUUGCGGGUACUAAAAAAACGACGGGACAAAAAGUAGCCAUAUUUACAUUUGAAAAAAAGAUUAUAGACAAUCCUCUAAGGAAGAGUUAUGAUAAAAAGGAGACUGAAAAGGUUUACGCGGUUUUGAAAAGAGAGGCUAGUCAAUUGGCGCGACUUCGCCAUCCGUCAUUAUUAGAAGUUGUUGAAGCUGUUGAGGAAUCAAGAACAGUUAUUACAUUUGCAACUGAACCUAUUUUAUGUUCUCUUUCUAAUUUACUUGGGAAUUAUGAUAAUUUAUCUCCUGUUUCAGAUGAUAUUAAAAAUUUUGACAUGGAUGAACUAGAGAUUCAGAAAGGGCUGCUUCAAGUUGGAAAAGGUUUGCAAUUUUGUCAUAAUGAUGCCAAAAUUGUUCAUUCAAACCUGGUACCAGAAGCAAUAUUCGUAAACACAAAGGGAGACUGGAAAAUUGGAGGGUUUGGAUUUAGUACUUUUCUUACUAAUCCUGAUGCCUCCGUACCUUACGAAUACCCAGAUUAUGAUGUGCGAAUACCAAGUUAUGCGCAAAAAAAUCUUGAUUAUAUGGCACCGGAAUAUGUGUUGGAUGAGAAUCUUGAUUUUGCGAACGAUAUGUUUGCUCUUGGUUGUUUAAUAUAUACGGUGCAUAAUCAUGGCAAACCUCCAAUACAAAACCAUAAUAGCAUUCACACAUAUCGAAAAAAUAUAGAAAAUUUGUCAUCGAUUAGUUACGAACAUCUUCCCUAUCAUCUUCAUGAGGUUAUGUUUAAUCUCAUUACGCGGUACCCGUCCCAGAGAAUGACAGCAGUUGAAUUUCAGACGAGCAAAUAUUUUGAUAAUGUUCUAGUUUCAACCGUGAAAUUCUUCGAAAGUUUUCCCGAGAAAACCGCAGAUGAUAAGGCAAAUUUUAUGAAAGGUUUAAUUCGAAUUUUGCCACAAUUUCCUGAAAGGGUGUUGGUUCGCAAGAUUUUGCCUUCUCUUCUUCAAGAGUUAAAGGAUCAUUCACUUUUAGCCUAUACACUUCCUAAUAUUUUCUUUAUAGCGCAAAAAUUACCACCUAAUGAUUUUUAUGUCAUGCCAUUAAUUUAUAAUGCAUUGGAAACGAGGGUACCUGCAAUUCAAGAUAAAGUCCUUAAAGUUAUACCCACAAUAGCUGAUUCGUUAGAUAUUUCGACUGUUAAAGCUUCAUUAUUUCCAAGGAUUCAGUUUACAAUAACGGAAAAACUUAUACCUUUACUAAAAGGCAUCAAGACGAAGGAGCCUUCCGUGAUGAUGGCUACCCUUACGGUGUAUGAAGAAAUGGGCAAAUCUUCAGAAAAGGAUGUUAUUGCUACGGAAGUAAUACCACAAUUGUGGAAGUUAUCUGUAGUCCCGACAUUAAAUCUUCAGCAGUUUCAAAAAUUUAUGAACGUGAUCAAGGCAUUGUCCAUGAAAGUUGAGCAGGACCAUUCGCGUCAACUUCAGGACAUUAAGAAUAUUGAAGAUAAUACAAGAAAGUUUGAAGAAGGAGGGAAAGAUAAUAAUAGGAACAAUAUUCCCGUUGAUUUUGAAAAACUUGUUGGUUCAUCUGGAGGAAUGAUUAAUAAUAAUACAAGAAAUAGCAUCGGUAAUUGUUCUAUUGAAAUUCCACCUGAUCCUUUUGAUGCGCCGGGUAAUGGAUCGAUUUCUGGUAUAACUGCUUUAGGACCAUCUAACAUGAAUUCGAAAACAAAUAAUGAACAAAUGACACCAACAAUUCAAGCUGAUUUUUUCACAAGUAAUGGAGUCAUACCGUUAUCAUCAAAAUCUCGCAAUUCAUUAAGUUCAACGAACACUUUUAUGGGAAGCCAAAAUCAGACACUGGCACAAUCCAUAAAUUCAUAUUCUACCAUAUCUGCAUCACCUUCACUUAAUAAAAUCCCAUCAUUACCACCGCCAAAUUAUUCUUCGAAGGCAGGGACGCUUUCAUCAAUCUCUACUUCAUCAUCAUCAAUUUCAUCAAGUCUAUUUAAUUCAAUAGCAACUUCAACACCAAUGUCAACUUUUUCACAUCAAAAUUUUGGUAAUUCUAAUACAAUGAAUACGACACGUCCAUCAUCAUUUUCGAUGAAUAAUACCUCAUCUUUAAAUAAUUUAUAUACAUCCAAUACUACAAGUUCAACAGCUAAUAAUUUCAAUUCACAAAUUAAUUCGGUGUCUUUAAAUUCUUCAUUAUCAAAUAAUGACCAACUUAACCUGAUGAAGAACAUGAAUGCUAUACCAUCAUAUAAUCCUGGAAGUAUACUUCAACCUAUAAGUUCAUCAAAUAAAUCAGAGUUUAAUAACAAUUCAGGUACCAAUCAAAAAAUAAGCAAGGGAGAUUUAACAAUGUUUGAUCCUUAUUCAUGA